Messenger RNA from Ochlerotatus camptorhynchus, 1931 nucleotides. Its product is annotated as zinc finger protein 805-like. The transcript has 3 exons. Gene Ontology annotation, cellular component: nucleus. Gene Ontology annotation, molecular function: DNA-binding transcription factor activity, RNA polymerase II-specific. Gene Ontology annotation, biological process: regulation of transcription by RNA polymerase II. The record is from RefSeq and is a predicted model, not a curated record. Bases 152 to 1081 code for a protein of 309 amino acids. NCBI's taxonomy places the organism in Eukaryota, Metazoa, Arthropoda, Insecta, Diptera, Culicidae.
CGACUGUGUCACUGUGGAAGUAUACAAGCAGAGCUGAGCUGGGCAAGUGCCGUGUGUGUGACUUCGUGGUUUAUUUACCAACCACCCAGCGUCCUGAACUAGUCAAACUCAUUGUAGAAUUGUUGCCGUGGCGCGCUCCAGCCUGCCGGUGAUGGAUGUGGAGCAGCACCAGUCCAGGACUACAUCCCAACCAACGGAACGACCAGCGAAAGAUGAUAGCAGCAGCAGCAGCACCAGCGCUACCGAUGGCGCGGGCAAAUCGCUGGGACCGGUCCGGAGGAAGUGUAUCAUGUGCUUGCUGCCGUUCGACGAGCUGGGCUCGAUCGAAACCGCAUCACCGGAAGAGCUGAAGCGGAUCGUGGAGAACGCGUACAAGAUUGCCAAGAUCGAGAUAACCCCAUCGAGCGGCAGAAUCGAACCCCUCUGCGGUAGCUGCCGUGCCAAACUGGGCUACGACUUCGACGAAGAUGCCUACUACGAAAUGCUUAGCCAAAUGUACAGCGAAACUAGUCCGCCGCAGCACCAGCAGGCCCUGGGCGUCAUUCCGGUGCACAUAGGGCUGCUACCGCCGGCCCCGGAAAAUCCCGACUACUCCUCCCCGGGCAGCCCCCUGCUAGAUGCCGCCUGUGGUACGUUCGUAGUUACCGAGCUCGGUCGGGACGAAUCCGAUGGCUCGGAUCUCAAAUGUGUCAUCUGUUCCAAGGUAUUCAACUUCAAGUCCACACUUCGGCUGCACAUCCGAAGUCAUCACAAUAACACCACCCUCCGUGAGCCGGAACCGCACAAAAUACCCCGGAAGCCACGGAUGUACGAAUGUACCGAGUGCAAUCUAAGCUUCAAACUGAAGUACGACUACGACAAACAUCAGGCCAUGCACAAUCGGUCCAACCUGUUCCAGUGUGACGUGUGCUACAAACUGUUCAAACACAAGUCCUACUUUCUGAUGCACCGGAAUGCGAAACGCUGCAAGGCGAUUCCGCUGAAUUUGAGUGCCGAUGGGGUCGGGGCCGUGGUCCGCAGUCAGCCAGGCCGAGGCCAGGGCAUUGGUACCCUCAAUGAGGGUAUCCGGAAUACCAGCUAGAAAGAUUUACCAUUGAAAUCUCUUUUAAGAACGAAACAAGCUUCCUUCGUUUUUGCCAUAACGACCAUACACACACACACACACACAUACACAUUAAAUGUACGUGUUUUUAACAAUUAUUAGCAUUAGUGAUUACCUACUAAUAGAUGUACUUGAUGCCGAAAAGUGCGGGUGGAAAACUAACCCAUACCAAAUUGACAAUGUUCCUUAGACUUAGUCGCCCGUUGUAAAAGGACGAACAGUUUUAAUUUAGUUUAAGACCCACCGUUUUUGUUAUUGUUUUAUAAUUUGUAAAAUCCCCCAUGAAACCUAAAGAUUAGGUUAUUUAUUUUACAUACGGCAAAAUCGCGCAAUAUUCCACCCGGCACGUCUUGGCAUCAACCACGAUUUCUGGUCUCCUCGUUUUAGUCAUUACUUGUAAACAAAUGUUAAACCCAAAAAAAAAGUCAGCUGCAUUAAACAACACAAUAGAAACCGGUAGAUUAAUUCAAACAAGCUUUUAGCGCAUAAGCCAGAUUACGACCGCGCUAUUUAUCAUUCUCUUCGGAAUUCCUAUGUAAAACACAAACUAAUUAAACGAAAUAAAAACUAAUAGUAUUCGAUUCUUGAAUAAGAUGGAACAGAAACCAAAACUAUAACAUAAAUCAACUAAGAAAGAGGAUAAUGCAUUUCCUAAUUACCUACAUUUCUAGAUGGAACAAAAACAAAGCAACUAUGUGAAAGAGGGAAGAAAUGUGUUUAUUGUGAUGAAACAAAUUGUGAAGAAACAAAACAGAAACUACAUUUAAACAAAUACUAGAUAUUAGGAUCCUACAUUUUAUCUUGAAUGAAAAUAUAAUGAUUUUUACAA